ACUGCUGUGUGAUAAUGAUGAACAUGAUGUUUGUGUGAGCCAAAGCUGUUGCGGUGACAAAGGAGUUAGCUGUGCCGCACCAUUACCUUUUUCGCCUUUCGCUACCGAACCACGUCUAUCAAAUUGAGCGUGGCCUGAAACUUCCGGCAAUAAUAUAAGAAAUAAAACAUACAUUUAUGCUGCUUCCUUAGAGAGAAAAACAUAUAUAAAUAUUCCUGAUGGAGAAAUGUGUGGAAGCAUAUAGCCUGAAUACACAGGCCUACCCUUUUGUUCUUUUUAAACGUAGGGCAACUUAUAGUCUACUUUUAUUUUGAAGGUAAAAUCACAUUUUCGCUGUGUUGUCAAGUAUUCAGAUCUUUCAGUGAUAUAUUACUGUACAGGAAAUUGAGAGAUUAUUAAUACUGAUGCAUUGUUGUAUCUGUUGUAUGGUUCUAAGUGUUUUUACUGCCUACAGUUGGGCAGUUUCACCAUGUCAGAGGUUUAGAGGGGAAAAUCACUUUGUAAUGGAGCUGCUGACGAGGCACAGACAUCUGAGACAGUCAAAAAGGAACCCAAAAAGUUGUAAACCAUUACUUUAGUCUUUAAUAAUGUGUUGUAUUUUAAAAGUUGAUCAUUUAUUUUUAAUGUAAAACAGUAAAACAGAAGUUCAUCCAAACUCUGCUUAAGCACAGUUCUUCGUCACUGUCUAACUUUGUGAAUAAGUAGUUAAAAUCCACUGGCCCGUCUCCAUUCAUCCUUGACUUGCACAACGUAAUCUGUUUACACAGUGCAUGGGAGGUGCAUAUUUUGAUGAUUUUAUCAUUAUUUAUUCCCCAAAAUCAGACGAAAAUGCAGCACUCUCUCUUUUGUGUCAGUGGGAGGAUAGAGGAGACCUGUUGUUUACUUUGGAGAUGGUCCAGGGGGCAGUGAACAGGGCCGUUCUCUGCCUGUCCUGCUCCCUCCUGCUGGGGGUUUGCUUCCCAGCAGAUGGUGCAAGGGCAGCGGGGCCUCUUCCUUCUUUUCCCCCUGAACAAGAGCCUGGGGAACCAGACUUUGAGGAUUUGGAGUGGGGCUCUGGAUCAUCUCUUCUGCACCUGCUCCACGGCUUCCCUGCUGACAGCCCUUUCAUAACGGAGACCCCAGGACAACCAGUUAACUGCACCCAACGCUUCUGGUUACCGCCAUCCUCUGACAUCUGCUGGGAAGACAUCGCCGGACCCGAGGAGUUUGCCAAGUCCCGUCUGCUUGUUCUCCAAAACAGGGCUGCUCUGCAGGCUGUGUCCACCUCCAGUGGGGUGGAGGAAGGAGGGAUCUCCUACGAACAUCAAGCCCGAGAGGAAGUCCAGGGGAUCCACUCAGACCACCAGGGUGUGGUGGAAACAAUACAGACUAUGGAGAAGGUGUUUGUCUCUCUGGAAGAGAAGAGGAAAGAGGGGAAGGAGCAGGGGGUCCUCACAAGCAUGAAGGAGCAUCUAGCCAACACACGGGACGCCAUAGAAGGAAGAGAGCACAUGGCAAACAUCCUGGAAAAUCAUUUUUCUAAUUUAGAGGAGACUCUGCUUAACAUACAGCUUCGACUCUCCAAACUCAUCCGGCAGUGACAAGGACAAAGGACCUGCCACCUCCUUUACUUCUCUUAUUUCAACUGUAUUUAUACACUAAUGGAUUGUAAAACAAUAUAGCAAAUGCAUGCACAUUACUGUUAGUCUGUAUUAUGAGGACAAAAUGUUGAUAUGCACCUUAUGUCAUCUAAACACCUACAAGGGUAACACACUAUCAGGGACGUGAUGAACGUGUUGCUGUUGUUUUAUGUUUCCCUUUUUUGGCACACACACCACAUUGUUUCAUGGUCACGCUAACAGCCUCUAGUAAAAACACAAGGUAUUUACGAAACCUGGGACAGAAUGUGUUACAUGUCAUUCAACAUAAAUAAACUGCAAUUUCAUACAUCA
Molecule: messenger RNA, 1931 nt
Organism: Scatophagus argus
Lineage: Eukaryota; Metazoa; Chordata; Actinopteri; Scatophagidae
Exons: 3
Coding region: 771-1580 (269 amino acids)
Source: RefSeq, a predicted model, not a curated record